Molecule: messenger RNA, 4372 nt
Organism: Sinocyclocheilus grahami
Lineage: Eukaryota; Metazoa; Chordata; Actinopteri; Cypriniformes; Cyprinidae
Product: zinc finger and BTB domain-containing protein 16-A-like
Exons: 7
Coding region: 374-2326 (650 amino acids)
Biological process (GO): regulation of transcription by RNA polymerase II
Cellular component (GO): nucleus
Molecular function (GO): protein binding; DNA-binding transcription factor activity, RNA polymerase II-specific
Source: RefSeq, a predicted model, not a curated record
CCUCUGUAAGUUGCUCUUAAUACUUUAAUUUUCAGUCUUAUGUAAAUGACUAUUAGGAGUUUUAGUUUAAUUCCAGUAAUAGAGCACCACAGUACUGUUUGCCUCACCAGCUCCAUCCUAAAAGCACUAACGAUCAUAGGGUUCGUGCGCGCGGCGUCUUGGUGCGCCUCAGUGAAGACAGCGAGCCAUUGCUUUGACGUCACGGUGAUGAUGAUGAUUGGAAUCCGCACGGCGAGUGUUGUGCGCGUGAAGCGGCUCCUGUGAACCUCAGUAUGUUGAUGCCUUAAUAACAAGUGUUCAAUUUACGCGCCAGUUGCAGGAGCACUCAAGGAGAGAAGCAAAUCCGUGAGAUGGUUCGGUAGACGUCGAUGUAAUGGAUUUGACUAAAAUGGGUGCGAUCCACCUCCAGAACCCCAGCUAUCCCACAUCGCUCCUGCAGAAGGCCAACCAGAUGCGCCUCUCUGGGACAUUGUGUGAUGUGGUCAUCAUGGUCGACAGCCAGGAGUUUCAUGCCCACAGAACCGUGCUCGCAUGUGCUAGUAAGAUGUUUGAGAUCCUGUUCCACCGCAACAGCCAACAUUACACUCUGGACUUCCUCUCACCAAAGACCUUCCAGCAGAUUCUGGAGUACGCCUACACCGCCACGCUCCAAGCCAAGCUGGAGGACCUGGACGACCUGCUCUACGCCGCAGAGAUUUUAGAGAUAGAAUACUUGGAGGAGCAAUGUCUGAAGAUCUUGGAAACCAUUCAGGCGUCUGAAGAGAACGACACGGACGUGAACAUGAACGAGAACGGCGCCGAGGAUGCCGAUGACCGCAAGAUCAAGUACCUUAAGAGCACAUUUAUCUCUAAAAAGCAUUCCAUACAGGACACCGGCCAUCGCCAUCGCUUGGCACUGGUCAGCAUGGUCGAUAAGAGAUCUUCAGAGUCCAUCCAAGUGGGUCUUUCAACCGUCAACCCGACUAAAGCAGCCGUAGAGGGCCUGAUGAGCAUGGGGCAGUCUGUCCUCCAAGGAAACAUGGCCCAGAGUUUCUCAAACAACCUUGGUAACUCAUCUCCAUUGCUAGAUAAAAUCAAGACUGAGAUGAUGCAGGUAGAUGAGGACUACCAACAUGAUGGUGGCUUCCCCAGGAAUGACUCCAGGCAGCUCCGGGACACUCCUGGAACCCCGACCAGAGGUAGCGUCAUCACCAGCGCCCGCGAGCUCCACUCUGCCGAUAGUUCUGCUGAUUCCCAUGGAGACAGCAGCCAAGUGGGUCUAGUCAAUAUGGCCAGUCUGGCUGAUAGACAUUUCGCUUCGCUGUGCUCUAUCCCGUCCAACCAUAAGAGUGAAAGCAUGCUGCCCUUGCCUGUGUCCAUGGCCUCAUCGCUACAUGUGCCAUCCUCCCUGGCCAUGUCGAUGGAUUUCAGUGCCUAUGGGGGACUCUUCCAUCAGAGCUUGAUUCAGAGGGAGUUCUUAAGCAAGCUUGGGGAUUUCACAGCGAAUGUAAAGCAUGAGGUCCAAACCCAGAAAGAAAGAUGUGAUGUGUGUGAUAUGGAGCUGCCUGAUAAUGAAGCUGCUGAUCAACACAGGAAGUUGCAUGGUGGAGUGAAGACCUUUGGCUGUGAGUUCUGUGGAAAGCAGUUCCUGGACAGUUUACGAUUGAGGAUGCACAUGCUGUCUCAUUCAGCUGGACCAAAAGCACUAGUAUGUGAUCAGUGUGGCGCUCAGUUUUCCAAGGACGACGCCCUGGAAGCCCAUCGACAGACUCACACAGGCUCAGACAUGGCAGUGUUUUGUCUCCUAUGUGGGAAGCGUUUCCAGACCCAGAAGGCUUUGCAGCAGCACAUGGAGAUUCACGCCGGCAUGCGCAGCUACGUCUGCAGCGAGUGCGAGCGCACCUUCCCGAGCCACACGGCGCUCAAACGCCAUCUUCGCUCGCACACAGGUGACCACCCGUUCGAGUGCGAGUUCUGCGGGAGCUGCUUCCGUGACGAGAGCACUCAGAAGGGUCACAAGCGCAUCCACACCGGAGAGAAGCCUUAUGAAUGUAACGGCUGUGGCAAGAGGUUCAGCCUCAAGCACCAGCUGGAGACCCACUACCGCAUCCACACAGGUGAGAAGCCGUUUGAGUGCAAGCUGUGCCACCAGCGCUCUCGGGACUACUCCGCCAUGAUCAAACACCUGCGUACCCACAACGGCGCUUCUCCCUACCAGUGCACCAUCUGCCAGGAGUACUGCCCCAGCCUCUCGUCCAUGCAGAAGCACAUGAAGGCCCACAAGCCCGAGGACGUGCCCCCAGACUGGAGGAUAGAGAAGACCUACCUGUACCUCUGCUACGUGUGAGAUGGGCCGACAAAACCGAAAGAGAAAGUGGCAAGAUGCGCCCAAGAACAAUUCACCUGAAGGUUUGCUUUUGGUCCAGGCCAAAGACGGUGAGGGGUCGUGGUCAAAGUGAUGAAAUGUGAUGUGGAUUUUUUUGACCUUUCGUUUGUGACAUGCAUUUGUGCACAUUUUUAGGAUGUAACUGCACUCGCAAAUGUUUAUGAAAUGGAAAUGUUAUAUGUGAUAAAUGGAUGUGAAUUUUGAGAAAGUGUUAGUAGUACAGUCCACCACUAUGACGAGAAUCCAUUUGUCUGCAUUCCACCCUGUUGAUCGGAGAAAUUCACUGCAUGGUCGUACUUGUAAUGUUUUAUUCAAAUAAGGAUUCUCGUAAUUUUUUUUUAUCUCCACGGACAACACAUAAGCCAUAGAUUUUUAAGACUCCAUGAAAUCUGUCAUAGGGAUCAUCCUGUAGGCUUUAAUUACAUCACAACCAUAAUUUUAAAUGCAUAUCCGUUAAAGGUCAAUGUUUAUAAUACGCUAGCAACCUCAAAGCUAACACACAUGGACUCAAAGUCUCCUAUUUUGAUUUCAUGGAGUCUUAAUGGAGCUAUUCUGAGUCAAAUAAAAACAUGGACCAAAGCUGAAAACAUACACACAUGAUGGAACAGAGGAGCUAAACACAUUAGUGAAUGAAAUUAUGCCCUUUUUUAGUAAAUUGCUCCCUUAAGUUCAUUAUUAGGCUCUCUAGUCCUCAAUUUUCAUGUUUUUUUUUAUAAACGCAUGCGAGGAAAUGCACAGGGUUGGACCCAUUAGUCGUUUUCUUUAAAGCAUAAUAAAGUGCUUAACAAAACAGCUUUUCUCAGUGGUACAUCCAAAUUGUGCUGCCAAGCAACUGUAGUGGAUGUUCAGGGACAUGUAUUAAACCUUAAAUAACUACACUGUGCACUUUCAGAGUUUCAGAGGCCUAUUUUUUUGUUGUUUUCAGCACCAUUUCUGCAUUUAGUGCAUUCAGACGAAGCCAGAGAGGUGAAUCUCUGCGAUUUGCUUUCAUUUCAGUCACUUUCACACCAAAUAGUACAGCAUAUCAGUUGAUUUCUUUUUUUAUGUUCACAUGGUAACAUGACGCAAUCACAGUUUUGCAACUGCAGGCAUUUUAGUCUAAUGAAAUGUUAAUAUCGUACUCAUAAAUCAAAUUAUGAAUUAAAAAGAGAUGAUUUUUUUUUUUACAUUUAAAAACCGCAAUGCAGUAUAUGUUUCUGCAGUCUUCUGCUGAGGAUACCUGUAGUUAGCUCGCCGUUGUAGUUUGUGUUCUGUCAUCUCUGUUCGAACGUUUUACUUGAAUUGCCUAAUUUUGUUACCUCACAUGCUAGAUUUAUUUUUGUAGUAGUCUUUGUCUCUCAUUUCCUGCUGAGCUUUGUUUAAGAGCUGUACAACGCAUUUAGAAUGCCACAUCAUCAGGCCUACACCGAAUCAGAGAGAAAUUUAAGAGAAAAUUGGAAGGUUUGUUCGCAACGUUCUAUAUAUCUGCUGCCCCUUAUGUGUUUAUGUUUUGGUUAAUUGGUAAAUGUUUUAUCUAUCAAUAAGACUGUAGUACUUUACAUUUAAGGCAUUUUACUAUGUUUAAAUGUAUUCUGCACUACUAACAAAAUUGUAAAGGUGUGGUAACAUUUGCCUUUUUGUUUGGCGAAUUUUAACUGGCAAAAUCGCAAUACUAACUCAUGGCAAUACGUAACUAUUUUAUGUUUUGGCAAAUUGGUGACCAAUUGGUGUAAAUUUGUUCAAUCUCAUUUAUACUUUUUGAACGCUCUGCUUACGCCCCAUUGACGGUUAAGUUUAGGGGUGGACCUUCAUGCUUACGUAUUUUUCAAAAAAUCAUCCAUUUCUGCACCAAUCAAAUUGUACAAAUUCAUACAAAAUCACCACUUUGUAAAAUAGUAAAAUUUUCUCAUGAGAUCAGGUUAGAAAUCCAGUCAUUUCAAUAGGAAUCAACAUGAUCAGGAAUUUUACAUGAGGGCGAAAGAUUUCCAUUUUUGCAGAUUUCGCAACAGGUUCAAAAUCGUCUUUUUU